AUGGGAUAUCAUACUCUUCAAGACUGUAAGAUUGUGCCUCCAAACAUCUCGGAAGAGUUUUCGAACGGCGAUCUUGUCUGUGCGGACUGUGGCCUUGUGUUAGGAGAUCGAAUCGUCGAUACUCGGUCCGAAUGGCGUACAUUCGCAAACGAUGAGGGUGACGACCCCUCGCGUGUCGGUUCUGCUGCGAACCCCUUGCUCAAUGGACCUCAGCUAGAUACAGUCAUCUCGCAGAGAGAUGGAGGCUCGGGUGCAGCGAGGGAGUUGAACAGAACUCACGGCCGCGUUACCGCUGUAAAGGGUGAAAGGAACUUGCUUCAGGCAUACAAGGAUAUUUCGGCCAUGUGUGAAGCCAUUGGAUUGCCCAAGCUCAUUGCCGAUAUCGCAAAGCAGCUGUUUAAGAGAGUUGAGGAUGAAAAGCUCCUGAGAGGCAAACCCAAUGAAAGUAUCAUUGCUGCUUGUAUCUUUAUUGCAUGUCGACAAGAGGGUGUCCCGCGUACUUUCAAGGAGAUCUGUACGCUGACUCAGGUUCCCAAGAAGGAGAUUGGCCGCUGCUUCAAGGCCUUGAACGACGCAUUCCACGAGACAAAGGUUCAGACGAUGACCUCGGAGGAUCUGAUGGCGCGUUUCUGCAAUAACUUGGGCUUGAACAUGGAGAUCCAGAAGGCAGCAGUGGAGCUGACCAAGAAGGCCAAGGAAAUUGGAACACUCGCCGGAAAGUCCCCAGUCUCGAUCGCAGCAGCCUGCAUCUACAUGGCUUCGACUUUGUACAAGGAGGACCGGAACACACGGGACAUUUCCCUGGUCUGUGGUGUAUCUGAGGUUACGAUCAAGAAUGCAUACAAGCAUCUCUACAACGAACGGGCACGUCUGGUUGACGAUCGGAUCACAGCCAAGUUGAUCGAUAACCUGCCCUCGCCCUAA
Molecule: messenger RNA, 924 nt
Organism: Linnemannia hyalina
Lineage: Eukaryota; Fungi; Mortierellomycota; Mortierellomycetes; Mortierellales; Mortierellaceae
Source: the annotation of a GenBank genome assembly